AUGGCCGCCCUCGGCUGGCCGCUGGCCCUGCUGGCGGUGGGGCUGCUGGGGCUCCUGGGGCUGGCCCUGCGGCAGCGGCCGCGUCUCCGGCCCAGGGGCCCCCCGGGGCUGCCCCUGAUCGGCAGCCUGCACCGCCUCCGCGGGCCCGGCGGCCCCUUCGCCGCCCUCAGCCGCCUGGCCCUCGUCUACGGGGACGUCUACGAGAUCCGCCUGGGCGCCGCCCCGUGCGUCGUCGUCAGCGGCUACGACUCCAUCAGGGAGGUCCUCGUCACCAAGGGCAGCCACUUCGGGGGGCGGCCCGACUUCCUGCGAUUCCACCGUCUCUUCGGGGGCGACCGGAAUAACUCCCUGGCCCUCUGCGACUGGUCCGACCUGCAGUGCAAGCGGAGGUCGAUCGCGCGCGGCUUCUGCUCGCCGCGCGUCGGCAGCCCGCGGGAGGACGAGCUGUCGAGGGUCGCCGUCCAGGAGGUGCAGAGGCUGCUGGCCGACCUGGACCGCGACGAGAGCCGACCCGUCCUGCGGGGCGAGCGGCCCCUGAAGCCGCUGCUGCUCGCCGCGGUGGCCAACAUGUUCACCGGCUACAUGUGCUCGACUCGCUUCGACUACCGCGAUCGGGACUUUUGCGGGGUGGUCCGCCGCUUCGACGAGAUCUUCUGGGAUAUCAACCAGGGCUACGCGGUCGACUUCCUCCCGUGGCUGGCGCCCCUCUAUUGGCGGCACCUGCGGCGCCUCGACGCCUGGGCCACCGAGAUCCGGAGCUUCAUCCUUCGGAGGAUCGUCGACGAGCACCGGAGGACGAUGGACCGGGCGGGCGGCGUCCCGCGGGAUUUCACCGACGCCCUCCUUCUGCACCUCGAGAGUCCCGAGUCCGAGCUCUCCUGGGAGCACGCCAUCUUCGAGCUGGAGGACUUCCUCGGAGGGCACUCGGCCAUCGGCAACCUGGUCACGCUGAUCCUGGCCAACGCGGCGCUCCGCCCGGAGGUUCAGCGCCGCGUGCGGGAGGAGUGCGACGUCGUCCUGGCGCGGUCCGGCCGGACGGCCGGGUCGCUCGUUACUCUGGAGGACCGACGCGACAUGCCCUACACCGAAGCCGUCGUCUGGGAGACCCUUCGCGUCUCCAGCUCCCCCAUCGUGCCCCACGUCGCCACGAGGGACUCGGACAUUGGCGGCUUCCACGUCCCCAAGGAUGCCAUGAUCAUCGUCAACAACUAUCCGUUGAACCUCGCCGAGGAGUACUGGGGGCCCGACUCCAAGGCGUUCCGGCCGGAGCGGUUCCUGCGGCGCGUCGACGGAUCCGCCGAGCCCCGCUUCCGGCUGCACCGGCCCGGCCACUUUAUGCCCUUCUCCACCGGCAAGCGCACCUGCAUCGGCCAGCGCCUCGUCCAGGGCUUCGCCUUCGUCCUGGUGGCCGCGCUCUUCCACCGCUUCGACGUCUUCGCCGUCCGGCCGGCCGACGUCGAGGCCAUGCUGCUCCCGGGGUGCGUCGCCGUUCCGCCCGACCCCUGCCGGCUGGUGCUCGCGCCCCGGGCCCGGCCCGGGCCUUGACUCUCGGGACACCCUCGGCGAGCUUUCCCGCUCCGGAAUUUCCCUUUUUGCCCGCUGCGGAUGCGCCUUUCCUCGCCUCGCGCGCCCCUGACGCUGGAGCGCGCGCGGGGCGGGACCGCAAACCAGUCCGACGCGACUCGGGCCCUCUCGCUCCCGGGCAUCUCGCGAAGAGUCGGCCGCGAGCGCGCGCCGAGUACUUUAAA
Orussus abietinus is the source of this 1748-nucleotide messenger RNA. RefSeq names its product cytochrome P450 307a1. NCBI's taxonomy places the organism in Eukaryota, Metazoa, Arthropoda, Insecta, Hymenoptera, Orussidae. The record is from RefSeq and is a predicted model, not a curated record. Bases 1 to 1545 code for a protein of 514 amino acids. Gene Ontology annotation, molecular function: monooxygenase activity; heme binding; iron ion binding. The transcript has 2 exons.